AUGGACACCACCGCCGAUAUCCAAGCAGCAAUCAAUUCCAUCCCUGCAAAGAAGGAGGAUCUGCGUAAGGCCUUUGAGGAGCUACAAUCAUGUUCUUCGUUCCUCCCCUCGUUCACUCUGCAGUGGAAGAAUAUCGAUGACCAUUUCUCCUCCAUUGAGAAGUCCAUCGACAAGAGAUUCCAGGAAAUCAAGUCAAGGGGGCCGACAGAGAAGCCCACUGCCACUGUUUCAUCAGCGAAUGUCCAGGUAGAACACGAUAAGCCGGUGAUUGAACCUUGUCCGGAGCUGAAGUCUUUCUGUGUCAAGAUGGAGGCAAAGGGUCUGCAAGCGUACAUUAUUGGGCAUUGGACAGGCAUUGAGGCGAUACGUAGAGAACUCGGUCCCGCCCUUCUGUACUCGCCGGAUCCCGUUACGCUGGUACUAGAUGCAUACGAGGACUUAGAUGGAUCUAGCGAAAUGAUGGAAAAUGGUGUUCAGGCGAUCUGGAGGGCUUAUUUGACUAUCCUGGAGUGCUUUCAUGGAUUGAAGUUGGAAGUUAAGCCUUCCGACAAGGAGAGGGCGAGGCAGGUGGCCAAAAAGUGCGACGAUUUGAUUAAGAAUGGGAAAAAGGAUAAUGCUGUUGUGGUGAUGGUUUUUCUGCAUGUGCUUGCUGCGUUUGGAUUGUUCGAAUAUUUUGUGAUGGAUGAUGUUUUGAAUCUUCUAGUCACGGUGGCAGAUAAGCAGAACAUUGUUGAUCUAUGCAGGAAUUCUGCUCUUGAAGUAAAGAUUCCUGGAAGACCUCCAAGAUGCUGGAGAAUGCUUUGCCAAACUCAAAAUCGAGAAAUAGUUACUAAUUUAAUAUGCAGAGAAUGGAUUGUCGAGCUGAAGGUAAUGUUGGAAGUGACUGUCGGUGCGAUAUGCAAAGAGCAGAUGGCUGAGCUGGAAGCAUUGUUAGAGGAAAAUUUGAAGAUUUUUGAGGAGGCCCGAUGGCGAUUGGAAUAG
Molecule: messenger RNA, 981 nt
Organism: Phalaenopsis equestris
Lineage: Eukaryota; Viridiplantae; Streptophyta; Magnoliopsida; Asparagales; Orchidaceae
Product: truncated FRIGIDA-like protein 1
Exons: 2
Coding region: 1-981 (326 amino acids)
Source: RefSeq, a predicted model, not a curated record